GUCCUUGCAAAAUCGGAGUAGUUUUGCGCUAGAAGAGAAUGUGAGAGCAGGCAACACAGUGUUAAAAAACAUCGGAGCGUGUGAGAGCAGGGAACAAACGAAUCAAAGGUUAGAUAAAGGACCAGAUGGUGUUAAAAAAAAUAAACAAGUGCGCACAUUCAGAACUUCGGCAAGGAAAAAUAUUGCACCUGGGAACAAGUUUUUAAUGAGGCUAGAUCAGUAUUACAACACUCUGAAAAUGGUGCUGAUUCUGGGUGUUACAAGUAUGGUAAAGCUGGACAGACUUCUUCCGAAUGUCAAGGCUUCAAAUGGUCUCCUUGACUCAGGAAGACAAACUUAA
Molecule: messenger RNA, 340 nt
Organism: Ilex paraguariensis (yerba mate)
Lineage: Eukaryota; Viridiplantae; Streptophyta; Magnoliopsida; Aquifoliales; Aquifoliaceae
Source: the annotation of a GenBank genome assembly